AUGGCUCGGCCGAAGAGACGAUUUAUUUCGAAGAGAUUCGCCGGAGAUUACGGUCGCGCGUUGCACCGACGACGACGACGUAAAUCUCCGGCCGAUCGAUAUUAUAUUCGGUAUGCGGCGUCGUCGGUGACAGCGCUUUCGCGAAGACGAGUUGUUGUAUUUCCAGCCGAGUGCCAAAUCGUUAUUGCCGCGGGCGAUCGGCCGAUAAACUGCAACGCGAACGCUGCUCGCACCUGCCCCGACGACGACGACGGUCGUAAGAAAUUCGUCGUCGUUCGUUAA
Molecule: messenger RNA, 282 nt
Organism: Macrosiphum euphorbiae (potato aphid)
Lineage: Eukaryota; Metazoa; Arthropoda; Insecta; Hemiptera; Aphididae
Source: the annotation of a GenBank genome assembly